AUGCAUUUCUUCAUCGCAGGCGGAAGCGGUCAAACCGGUACCCAUGUCAUCAACAAAUUAAUCCAACAAGGGCACACCGUAACGGCUCUCGUCCGCAACCCAUCCUCCAUCACUCCACGAGUCGGCGUAAAACUCGUGCAAGGUACGCCGUCAAACAUCGACGAUAUCCGGAAAGCGCUGCAGACACCUCGAACCCCAGACGUAAUAAUCAUAACACUUGCGCACGUCAAAGGAGCCGUAUUCGAUGACCGCGGAACUACGUUCUUGACGUACGUUGCUCGAAAUAUCGCUCAAUGCCUAGAAGAGUCGCAGAUGAUGACAACAAAAAUAAUAUACAUGUCUGCUUUUGGCGUGGGAGACUCAUUUCCGAAUCUCAAUUGUUUGAUGAGAGUGCUUGUGCGAGUAUCACCAUUGGCAAGUCAGUUCAGCGAUCAUAAGGGUGCCGAGGAUACGUUGCAGUCAAUCGCCACAGAUGCUGAUGGGCGGAAAGCUGUCGUUACUAUAGUUAGACCGACUAUGCUGACAAACGGCGAAGAAGCAAAAGUGCAAUCAUUGGGUUCUCGUGGAGAGAAGGCAUCGUUUAUGCCGAGCAUUCCGAGGGCGAGUGUGGCUGACUUUAUGGUUGAUGCGGCUCAGAUAGACAAGUGUGAUGGCAAGGUUGUUGUUAUUGCUAAUGCGAAAUCAACGCUGGUUGAUAUUAUUCCAUAUUCCUGGUACAAUACAUGA
Molecule: messenger RNA, 726 nt
Organism: Talaromyces stipitatus ATCC 10500
Lineage: Eukaryota; Fungi; Ascomycota; Eurotiomycetes; Eurotiales; Trichocomaceae
Exons: 2
Coding region: 1-726 (241 amino acids)
Source: RefSeq, a predicted model, not a curated record